Rana temporaria (common frog) is the source of this 852-nucleotide messenger RNA. Its product is annotated as taste receptor type 2 member 3-like. Gene Ontology annotation, molecular function: G protein-coupled receptor activity; bitter taste receptor activity. Lineage: Eukaryota; Metazoa; Chordata; Amphibia; Anura; Ranidae. The record is from RefSeq and is a predicted model, not a curated record. The transcript has a single exon. Gene Ontology annotation, cellular component: membrane. Gene Ontology annotation, biological process: detection of chemical stimulus involved in sensory perception of bitter taste; sensory perception of taste; G protein-coupled receptor signaling pathway. Bases 1 to 852 code for a protein of 283 amino acids.
AUGACAUUCAACAAAUUCAUUGUGCUGAUGAAUGGCAAGACCUGGAUGAGGAAUAAAUGCCUUCCCACUGGGGAUAUAAUUAUCACCAGUCUGUGCCUGUCCAGGUGGAUGCUCCAGUGUCUGGUUUUCACCUUUCGCUGUUUGUUUCUGGAAGUACAUUUAGGUUCCUUCAACAAAUUAUUUAACCUGAUCAGAAUUUUCCUGAAUUAUGUCUCCAUCUGGUUGGCCAGUCUGCUCUGUGUGUAUUACUGUAUGAAGAUUACCAACUACAAGAAUGUUGUGUUCCUCUAUCUCAAGACUAAGAUGUCAAAGUUAGUGAUGUGGUGUCUUGGACUGUGUGUGUUUUUUUCUUUCGUAUUUAUUCUGCCUUUUGCUUGGCAAUUCUUCUUUUCCCAAUAUCAAGCUGUUCCCACUGAUGUUUUUCAAAAUAUGUCAAAGAGACCUAAUGGAAGAUACUCUACAUAUUUGAUAGGGUCCACACCACCUCUUAUUAUAUUUAGCAUUGCAUUCUUCUUGACUGUUCCAUCUCUUUGGAGGCACAUCAAAAAUAUAAGCGGGGUUGGGUCAAGUUUUAGAAAUCCAGAUAUGCAGACUCAUUUCAAUGCCAUAAAAAGUAUGACCACCUUCUUUGUGUUUCAUAUCUUGUUUAUUAUAUUUGUUAAUAUUGAUUUCUCUGGUGUGCUAGAAAUUGGAAGCCCAAUUAGACCUAUGAUGGCAAUAGUUGUUGCGCUCUAUCCAUGCCUGCAUUCUGGAGUCAUCAUCUUCUACAACAGGAAACUCCGAGAAGGAUUUUUGUUCUCAAUAACCUAUGUACUCAACUUUUUUCAGAAGAAGGCAGUGACUGAUCCCUGA